This is a messenger RNA of Raphanus sativus (radish), 1812 nucleotides long. RefSeq names its product extensin-1-like. Gene Ontology annotation, biological process: plant-type cell wall organization. The record is from RefSeq and is a predicted model, not a curated record. The transcript has 2 exons. Gene Ontology annotation, molecular function: structural constituent of cell wall. The annotation marks the transcript as partial. NCBI's taxonomy places the organism in Eukaryota, Viridiplantae, Streptophyta, Magnoliopsida, Brassicales, Brassicaceae.
AGUUUGCUCAUUAUAAAAACAACUCUUGUCCAUGCAGAAAUACAAUCAAUCACUUCUUUUUCAUCUUCUUCAAACACGAAACAUUUUCUCCAAGUUCUUCUUUCUUUAAUAAUUUGGACACAAAAGGCCUUAGCAGCCAGUGAGAAUUAUCCGGUGAUCUAAACAAUGGCGACUCCGGCAUGGAGUCAUGCCAGUGGUCAAUGGGUAGUAGCCAUGUUGGCGUUACUCGUUGGCUCGGCAAUAGCUACCGAACCUUACUAUUAUAACUCUCCGCCACCACCAUAUGAAUAUAAAUCUCCUCCCCCUCCGGUUAAGUCUCCUCCACCUCCUUAUGAAUAUAAAUCUCCUCCCCCUCCGGUUAAGUCUCCUCCACCACCGUAUUACUACCAUUCACCGCCGCCGCCGGUGAAAUCCCCUCCUCCUCCUUAUGUAUACCAGUCUCCUCCUCCUCCGGUGAAGUCUCCACCACCACCUUAUUACUACCACUCUCCACCACCACCCGUGAAGUCUCCUCCCCCUCCUUAUGUAUAUAGCUCUCCUCCUCCUCCGGUUAAGUCUCCACCACCACCAUAUUACUAUCACUCUCCUCCUCCUCCGGUGAAGUCUCCACCACCACCGUAUUAUUACCACUCUCCUCCACCACCAGUGAAAUCUCCUCCUCCUCCUUACUAUUAUCAUUCUCCACCACCUCCGGUGAAAUCUCCACCACCACCAUAUUACUAUCACUCACCACCUCCUCCACUGAAGUCUCCCCCACCCCCUUAUUACUACCAUUCCCCACCACCUCCGGUAAAAUCUCCACCACCACCUUACUACUAUCAUUCUCCACCUCCUCCAGUGAAGUCUCCUCCACCACCAUAUUACUACCACUCUCCUCCUCCUCCGGUAAAGUCUCCACCACCACCGUAUUACUACCACUCUCCUCCUCCUCCCGUCAAAUCUCCACCACCUUACUACUACCACUCUCCUCCUCCUCCAGUCAAAUCUCCACCACCACCUUAUUACUACCACUCUCCUCCUCCUCCGGUCAAAUCUCCUCCACCUCCAUACUACUACCACUCACCGCCUCCUCCAGUGAAAUCACCACCCCCACCUUACUAUUACUCAUCCCCACCACCACCAAAGUCUUACCCUCCACCAUACUACUACUCAUCUCCACCACCACCACCAAAGUCAUACUCCCCACCGUACUACUACUCAUCGCCACCACCUCCGGUGUCAUACCCUCAUCCUCAGCCACAUCCACAUCCACUUGUCUUCAAAGUUAUUGGUAAAGUGUAUUGUUACAGAUGUUAUGACUGGACUUACCCCAAAAAGUCCCACGAUAAGAAGCAUCUCAAAGGUGCUGUUGUGGAAGUGACUUGUAAGGCCGGUGACAAGACAGUGAAGGCGUACGGGAAGACCAAGAUCAACGGUAAAUACGCAAUCACCGUUAAGGGAUACGACUACCGUAAAUACGGUGGCGAAGUCUGCACGGCCAAGCUCCACGCUCCACCUAAGGGCUCGCCAUGUAACAUUCCUACAAGUUACCAUUUGGGAAACAAAGGUGCUAAACUCCAUGUGAAAUCAAAGACAAAGUACGAGGUUGUGCUUUAUGCUAAGUCCUUUGCUUAUGCAUCUAAGAAACCUUACGGAGAAUGCCACAAGCCGGCUCCUUACCAUCCUCCUUACUACUACAAGUCUCCACCACCACCUUCUCCAGUUUACUACUACAAGUCUCCACCACCACCAACUCCGACUUAUAUCUAUAAAUCACCACCUCCUCCAACUCCGACUUAUGUCUACAAAUCACCACCUCCACCAACCCCUACA